AAUGAGAACUUGUUCUCAACUGGCCUACCUGGUUAAAUAAAGGUGAAAUAAAUCAAAUCAAAUAAAUAAAAAAUGGGCUUUGGAUGCCUCUGUGGUGCUUUCUAAAGAGAUAUUGGAAAUCAGUUUCAUUACUCUGUGCCAUGAAAAUUGAAUGAAGAAUUCAAUAAAUAAAUCAUAUAAUCUAUAAAUACAUUAAUCUGUUGGUGUUUAAGACGUUACAGACUGAGGAUAGAGACAGGUUUGUGGGCAGAAUGGUUUAAUUUUACAUCAGGCUUGUGACACCUGAGGGUUUUAAACGGUAAGUAUAGUCAGGUCAAUUGAUAACUCGUUUUGGGAGAUGUAGCCUGCCCACUACAGCUUCAGGUGUACAAGUGUCUUUCCUAUAUGAUGGGACAUAUAAAGAUGAAUCAUACUGUAAACGAACCCUUAAAAACGUUUGCUCAUUGGGGCUAUAUUUUGGAAUAUGUCUUGCAGUUAGAGGAGCGUGCUCGUUCAUACAGUAUAUUCCCCUUGCAUGUUCUCUGCUGCUGAUUCGACGAUGGCCACGUCAGUUUUUGACUAGCCCGCCCCUUAUUCACCGACACUCUGUUGAAGCUGAAUGCACUAGCUGCGUUGUGCAGCUACGAGACCGGCCACAAGAAGACACAGUACUUUAUGAUACAUUCUGAAUUAUAAAUACGGAUUUUGUGGGUUAUCAUAAAAAAACUACUGGCAUUUAAUCGUGUCCUAUCUGUGUCAAUGUCUCUUAGCCUACUUGCCCAGCAGACGACAUGUUUUCAGUGAGGCCAAGUUUGCUUCCCAGAUCCUGAUAACCAGAGAGAACCAGCACAGACCCAUAGAGAGGGAGGUCAGAGCCAGGACAGAGCCCAGGAGAAGAAAGGCCAAAAAGAGGGAGUCUGGACGGUCGGACGAGGGCAAGAAGAGAUCCAGGGAUUAGGGGCUAAUCCAGGCCACAACCAAUCCCCAGAGAAGUCCCCCCUUUUUGCUUCUGAAAACACAGACAGCCGCCCGGAUUACUGCAUUAAACGUAUUACCUUUUAGAGACUUAACAUAACAGGGUUUGGUUUCAGCCCUGCUCAGAUGCCUGGAUAUGCGUACCUCUGAAAACAAAUGACCAGAAGGAGAGGAGGAGGAGGACAGGGCAGGGGGGAGAUGCUAGGACAUAUAGGAGACGUAUAGGAGACAUAUAGGAGACGUAUAGGAGACAUAAGAGACGUAUAGGAGACAUAUAGGAGACAUAUAGGAGACGUAUAGGAGUUGUAUAGGAGACAUAUAAGAGACGUAUAGGAGUUGUAUAGGAGACAUAUAGGAGACGUAUAGGAGACAUAUAGGAGACAUAUAGGAGACAUAUAGGAGAUGUAUAGGAGACGUAUAGGAGACAUAUAGGAGCGUGGGGAUAAACCUCUGUGCUACAGCUGUGUCUGCAGGAGUCAGACCAAAGGUCAACUAAGUGGCCCUCUAUCUCUCUCUUUCCAAGCCCCUUCGAGUCUGGUAAGGACAGACUCGACCCCCACUGAGCGUGGGCCAAAGAUCCUCCGACUGAAACAGGAUUACAGUAGAGCAGAGCUCCAGGCCCUUCUGUUAGUAAAGUAUGAUGGGGUCAAGAUACCUCUCCUCCUCUUGAAAUACAUGAUUGAAACUGAGGAGUGUCUGCUUCAUAUUCACACACAGGCUGAGAAGGGCAUGAUUGCUUUCGCCUCUGCGGCUCACAGUCACACAGGAGGGUUAGUAAGAGAUGUUGAGGUAGUGGUGUGAACUCUGACUGUAUGAAGUCUGGUUAUGACUGUCUGGUUAGUGCUCUCUAGAGGUUCAACAUCACACCUAAUAGAAGUCUGGUGAGUAAACCCCUGGUACUGCUCUCUCUCCUCUGGUCUGUGGUGUGAGGUGUGCUUCCUCCCUCUGCUGCUCCCAGCUGCCCCUCUUAAAACGCCAGCCAGUCGAGACCUAGAGAGAACCUGGGACUGUAGUUAGGAGCAAAUUGAAAGUCUGCUUUAACUGUGACCCAAUUCCAUUCAGAGGUCUGUUCCAAGUCAUUAAUAAAGCCAGGCUAUUGCGCGUGGGAGGGCCUCGGCAGUGGAAAGCACUUAAAAGAACCAGAAGACCUUGUCAGUGUACUCUAGAAUAUGAAAAUAUUUCGGAAAGCGAUAUCCAUUACUCCACUGGUUAAAGAGAACACAGGAAAAUGAUUUGCCCGUCUCCUGCCAGCGUUGACCCACUGGUGUAAAGUCAGAUAAGUGAUUUUCUUCGCUGACUUUUGUCAGUAUUUUGUGCACUUUUGGCCCUGUGUUUUUAUCUGCUGGAACAAACUUGGCAUGUUUGUAUACGAGGUUUCUGCUGCUGGUGAAAUCCGUUUGAAGUGCUGAAUGAGGGUCCCUACCCUGCUCUUAAAGACGGAUAAAACAAGUAUUUCAGUGAAAUAUGACGUGAUAUGAUUAAUUAGCCCUCACGUUGUAGCAAGACACAGGACGAGAGAGAAUCAAAAUACCCUGAAUCUCCCAGAAAAACCAGACUGACGUUUAAUUUGUUCACGAGAGCAGCGACAGGAGAGUUACUGUGGUCUAAAUUUAGAUAGUUCCAGAACAAUGGACUUUGGAACCCGGAACGUUGAUGUCUAACAGAAGGGCAGGGUCUGUAGAAAAAGCUGAUCCAGUUACUUUCUAACUGAAUGUUCCAGUUAGGGAAGUGUUCUGCCAGACCCCUACCUGGUUCUAUGUCAAUACACCAAAUCAAUCUCUAGCAAAGAAAGUCCCUUCAGAAUACCUAGACUGUUGUUAUAGCUGAAUUUGAGCCUCUCCUAGAUGGAGAGUCAAAUACAUUUUUUUUGCUUCAUUUUAAUAAAUGGUUCCAGUGUACAACCGCAGGAGGGAUAUUUGCAGCUGGUACUGGGGUUCUUCCCGAGCUGAUGUUUUAUAAACCCAAAGCCCAAAAGAACUGUCGAGCCCAGCGUCUCUGACCACACUCAAACUUGAGGCGGAUUCCAGGAACUGAACGGCAUACUUUUCUCCUCCAUUUCUCUCCACUUAAUCCAGCUCGAUAUGGAUGACAACAAACAGCAGCAAAUGGGACUGAAAUUGCAAACAGCACAUGAUAACAAGAGAAUACAAUAGAUUUCUCCAUUACUGAGGUUGACCCUACAAAACCUGAUGUUGAAAUUCUAUUCAAAACGAUCACAAUCAUUACUUUUGAGACACACAAUUCACCUUGGGAGCAUUUCUAAAGCAACUCUCCAGUAACAGUUUCUCCAAAGAUAUUUGAAACAAUAUUUUCAUCCCAUUUUUUAGAGGACUUAAAGGGAUUUUUGUCAUUUUUAGAAGACCGUACCCUUGGCCAUCACCAUGAACCUGGGGAAGAUCCCUGGGCUGAAGGGCCUGGUGGCCGGCUCUCAGGGGAAACGUCGUUUCAAAGGGGACCUCACCCUGGACAUGAUCAGUCCGCCGCUGGGGGACUUCCAACAUACCAUGCACGUGGGCCGCGGAGGGGACGUGUUCGGGGACACCUCGUUCCUCAGCAACCAUGGGGGGGCCACCAACAGAAACGGGGAUGCUGAUUCUGUCACAAGCCCUGACAACAAGAUUGGGGCGUUCUUCUCUCGGACCCUCCGGCGUGUUCGGAAGACACCAGAGCGUCCCAGGGGAGGAUCCAAGGACCUGUCCCCGCCACCCCCUCCCAUAUCCCCCAUUAUCAAGAAUGCAGUGUCCCUCCCCCGACUGGAUGUGGACUCACCAAACGGGUGCCCUGCUAAAAACCUCUUCCCAGCCUCUCCUACCUCCCUGGAGGAGACCACUUAUGGUUAUGGUUUGGAGUCAGGUUUCGCCACUCUGCCCCGCCUCUCCCGUUCAGCAGAGCGUCAGUCGCAACAGGGAGGAUCUAUUUCCUGUACCCCCAAUGCCCACGGCUGCUCGCUCACCGAUGUCUCCGCCCUCCUGAAGUCCUCCGCAUACCCCACCCUGACUUCUGACCCCGGUCACAUGACCCAGUAUGAGUCCCUGACCUCAAUGGCCUCCUUCACCUUUGACCUGGGGCCCUCCCUCAUGAGCGAGGUGUUCGGUUUGAUUGACAGCCCUAACGGCCACCUAGAGCCCAGCCAUGCCUGGGUGGCAGAUGAGCCAAGCUGCUCUGCAUUUGGGUUUGUGACCAAUGAAGGCUCGGAGAUGGACUCGGAGAUGAAUGCCACCACUGCCUCAUUGGUGGAUUCUCUGCUUCGAGAAGACUGUAGCAGCAGGAAGAGUCCAUAUGGGAUGGAGUGGGAAGAGGAGGAAGAGGAGGCUAGGAGAAUGGAGAUGAAUGGAGGUGGGCAGCAUCUUAAAGGGGCGGUGCCUGAUUUAGUGAUGGGCUCCCCGUCUAGACAGAGGCCUGCUAUGGAGAGUGAGAUGUUCCAGGGUGCCACUGAUGUGCUGGGGGUGCUCUACAGAGUUGGAGGGACCCUGAAGGGGCAGCAGAGGAUGGAUCUGGAGGGAGAGGUGACCAUGGGCCAGACCAUGAAGAAAACACCUUACAUCUGCAUUACCCCUGAUGAGGAGGAGGAAAUCAAAGUCUGAACAGAACCGACAGACUAAAUGGACAACAAUUAUUUUAACCAGAAGUACCUACUACAGAUUUGGGAUUAUUGCUUAAUUCCUUGUAAAUACUUUUGUCUUAAGAAAAACAUUUUUUUUCCAUCAAUGAGGCUAGCUUAUUGACCUGAGUCACCCUUGAACCCUUCUUCAUCAUAUUCUAAUAUUCAUUGGAGAAAUUGAAUUUUAUAAGUCGUCAGAAGACUCACUUGAAGACUUUGCUAUUAUUUGUUGAAAGAUUAUGGAGUCUGACAGUUCCCCAAGCGAACAUACUGUAUUGAAGGAGCUUGAACAGGCUAAUAAUAGCUUUUAAAAGAGGUCACUGGAACCAGUGGCGAACAAAGAGAUGGGAUAGAAAGUGUCAGAGUGUACCAGAGAAAGUGGUCGUUGGACACAGAGGAGUUACCAUGGAAACACUAAAGAUGUUGCUCAACAGUGUGUAAGUCUGUUAACAGCUGGUUAUAUAUAGUCAGUUUGGACUUCCUGAGCAAAAUGCUCAAUGUGUGACUUCAUAGAACUAUUCAAGGCAACAGGCAGGACACAAAGAUGAAGCAGUAGCCAUUUCUAGCCAUUCAAACACUACACCAAGAGAGAGAUCUCAAGUCUUAGAACAUGACGUUAACUACAGGAAAACAAUCAUAUUUUGGCUGGUGCUUACACUUUUUAUUGGUCUAUAGAUACCGUAUGAAGCACAAACCCUGAGAAAUUUACUCAGAAGUUAAAUAGAAUAAGGUAAUUUUGUACAAUGUUGUAGUAUAAGUAUAAUGUUUGGACAGUAAGUUUGUUAAUUCACAUAUUAACAUCAUACUCCAUUUCGAAAUGUUUCUCAAAUUCAUUAUGGGUCUAACUCAUAUUGCUUUUUCAAUUGAUAGUCACCUGCUUGUCUACUAUUCUGUCAACUAAUGGUUGAAUCCUCUUUUUAAAGCAGUGUCUUCUAUCCAUAUAACUGUGCUGCUGUUGACACCAAUGAGAUUUCUAUAAUGAUAAUAAUAAAUGCAAUAAAAUGUUUUUAAUUA
This is a messenger RNA of Oncorhynchus mykiss (rainbow trout), 5569 nucleotides long. RefSeq names its product cdc42 effector protein 1. Gene Ontology annotation, cellular component: cytoskeleton; plasma membrane; cytoplasm. The record is from RefSeq and is a predicted model, not a curated record. Lineage: Eukaryota; Metazoa; Chordata; Actinopteri; Salmoniformes; Salmonidae. Gene Ontology annotation, molecular function: small GTPase binding. Gene Ontology annotation, biological process: Rho protein signal transduction; positive regulation of actin filament polymerization; regulation of cell shape.